Molecule: messenger RNA, 672 nt
Organism: Capsicum annuum
Lineage: Eukaryota; Viridiplantae; Streptophyta; Magnoliopsida; Solanales; Solanaceae
Exons: 2
Coding region: 1-672 (223 amino acids)
Source: RefSeq, a predicted model, not a curated record
AUGAAGAAGACAGAUGAGAAUGAGUUCUUGUAUAUUUUUAUCGCUCUAAAUGCAUUCAUUAAGGGAUUCGAUCAUUGUAGACCGGUCGUAGUUGCUGAUGCUAGUUAUCUGAGAGGAAUGUAUACUGGGGCAUUUGUAAUAGCAUGUACAAUGGAUAGAGCAGGUCAUAUAUUCCCUCUGGCAUAUGGUGUGAUUGAUUCUGAAAAUGAUGCAUCAUGGCCGUGGUUCUUUCAGAAUCUAAAGAAAGCGUACGGGAAAAGACAAAACAUGUGUGUUGUUUCUGAUAGGAAUCCAAGCAUCAUAAAGGCUGUUAGCAAUGUGUACAACGAUGUUCCUCAUUAUGCAUGUAUGUGGCAUCUAUGGAGGAAUGUUAAAAAACUUUACAAGAAGUCACACGAUGCAUUGUCGGAAAUCUUUUAUACAAUGGCCAAAUCAUAUUCAAAGUCAGAAUUUCAAAUGUUAAUGAAAAAAGUAGAGGCAAUUGAUAUUAGGGUGAAGAAUUAUUUGGAAUUGGUUGGUUACGAAAAAUGGGCUAGGUCCUAUGCAACAGUUAAUCGAGGGUGGACUUUGACUUCAAACAUUGCAGAGUCAAUAAAUGGAGUACUUGUUUCAGCUAGAGAACUGUCAAUUUAUGACUUUCUUGAGGAGGUUCGAUUAUUGUUUGCAAAAUGA